Maudiozyma barnettii is the source of this 1314-nucleotide messenger RNA. RefSeq lists its product as uncharacterized. Gene Ontology annotation, cellular component: intracellular anatomical structure. Lineage: Eukaryota; Fungi; Ascomycota; Saccharomycetes; Saccharomycetales; Saccharomycetaceae. Bases 1 to 1314 code for a protein of 437 amino acids. Gene Ontology annotation, molecular function: heme binding; nitric oxide dioxygenase [NAD(P)H] activity; oxygen binding. The record is from RefSeq and is a predicted model, not a curated record. The transcript has a single exon. Gene Ontology annotation, biological process: nitric oxide catabolic process; cellular response to nitrosative stress.
AUGACGAUUAUCGACGAUGGGGCUAGCAGUAGUAUUACUGGAUCAACUUAUACUACGAGUACUGAUACAACAACAUCUAGUCUAGCAACUGGUGAAAAACCAUUCGACCCGACAAAGGAUAAUAUUGGCCUGGUGUAUACCGUUCCGGAUGACGAUACUACAAUAUCUCCUGUGAUCUCUACUAUUUCUUCCAGUGAUCCAAGCUCGUUAAACAGAGUUACAUCAUCGCAAAUGUCACGGUUAUCAAGGACUGAAAGUUUGUUUAGAGAUAAUAGAAUUGGGAAUAACGGUAAAGGUUCUUCAUAUAAUGAUGAUUUUUAUGAUUACGCACCUAGUGAUGUGGAUUCCGUAUUGACUAGGUCCACUAAGAAAAUUGAACUUAAACUGAAUAAUAAACAAAAAAUUUUAAUCGUAUCAUCAUGGAAUCUUAUUUUAAACGAUGACUUGACUGAUAAUGACUUAAAACAAUUUUCUCACAUGGCAAAUAUUCUUGAAAAGCAAAGUUCACAUCAUCGUCAUCAUCAGCACCAUCAUAAUCAUGUGCGUAACGAAUCUAGUAGUUCUUCAAGUGACAUAUUAGAAAAAUAUGAUUCCGAGAACAGUGGAAGAAAAUACAGUUGGUCAUCCUUUUCGAAUAAUGGUGACGAUUCUACAUUAUCUAUAUUAAAGGACACUGAUUUCAAUAGAAAGAAAUAUGAUGACGCAAAUAUAAGCAAAUCAUUGUUUUGUACACAGUUCUUCGAUAAUCUAGUUAAUAUUGAUCAGCAAAUGCUACAAGCUUAUCCAACUUUGAGACAUCAAGCAGUUUCGUUUACAAUAUUAUUGGAUUCAGCAAUUCAAAAUUUGGAUAAUAUAAAAAAGAUAGACGAACAAUUAAGAAGCACAGGUAAACGUCAUACAAGAAUCCUAGGAAUUGAUAACACUAAAUUUGAAGUAAUGGGUCGUGCAUUCAUUAUUACUUUACAAGAUAGAUUGGGUCAUUAUUUUACAUCAAACUUAGAACGAAUAUGGUCAAAGUUAUAUUCUUAUUUGGCAGAUAGUUUAUUAGUGUAUGGUGUCGAUCCGGUUUUAACUGAGACUAAGAGUCAUGAUAUAGGAAUAGUUUCUGGGAACUCUAUCGAUUUUGAUCCGCCGGAGAUAAUAGGUCAUCAGGAUAACCCAAAGAGGGUUCUUCUUGAAGGUGAUACCAAAGCCAGAUUGCAGAAAGUACGCUCUGCACCAGCAUGUGCAAAAGGUAUCCAUCACCCAACGGUCAAGAAUAUGCCACGGCAUACAUCUGUGGCUUCGAAGAAUAAAGAGUGUUGUAUAAUGUAG